Messenger RNA from Ogataea philodendri, 543 nucleotides. RefSeq lists its product as uncharacterized. The coding region runs from base 1 to 543 and encodes 180 amino acids. The record is from RefSeq and is a predicted model, not a curated record. NCBI's taxonomy places the organism in Eukaryota, Fungi, Ascomycota, Pichiomycetes, Pichiales, Pichiaceae. Gene Ontology annotation, cellular component: membrane; signal peptidase complex. Gene Ontology annotation, biological process: protein targeting to ER. The transcript has a single exon.
AUGUUCUCUCUGUUCCAGCGAGCCCAAACGGUUUCAAACUAUGUUCUGACGCUGGUGACGACGAUGGCGGCGGUCAUUUCGCUGUCCUGGCUACUACAGCUGCAUUUCUCGGCGCACGGAGAAAUCCCCGCCACAAUUGCAAUCAACAAGGCCGUCAACACGAUGAAGUAUUCGAGGAACUUUGGAGGCCGUCCGAACGCGGGCAAGGAGAACGUGAGAGUGGCAUUCGAUCUGAACGCAGACUUGUCGUCGCUGUUCAAUUGGAAUACCAAGCAGGUGUUUGUGUACCUUGUGGCUGAUUAUGAGGGCAAGGACAGUCAGGAGUCCAAAGUGGUGUUCUGGGACAAGAUUGUCGAGACCAAGCAGGAUGCGGUGCUUGACCUGACGGAUAUCCGGUCGAAAUACUCUGUGUGGGAUUACUCCCCCACCUUGCAUAAUAAAACCGCCACUUUCAAGCUGGAAUAUAAUAUCCAGCCGUAUGUGGGGCCCUUGAUCUGGGGCACGGCAGACGCCUCUACACAGCUACAGUUCCCUGAAAUAUAA